UCGUCGAGGCGAUAGUCGACGACCAACGACACCGGUCUUCACGGUACGGUGCCGCAUAAGACCGCCCGAGUUGUGCCGCUGGUAUUCCGGGAUACCACGCUGGUUCAGAACCAGCCUGCCAGUGGAAGUCAAUCGUGAACAUCUGUUAAGUACGUAUUUCAUUAGAAAAAUUGGUGCCCGCCGCGGGAUUCGAGCACAGGUGCAUCGCUGCAUACGAAUGCACCGGACGCCUUAUCCUUUAGGCCACGACGACUUCAAUCUACUUGCAAAUAUGGAAGCAUUUCUCUACCUGACAAACAAAUAUUAUCUCGAACUAAUUCUUUCAAUUAAUAUAUAACGGUAUUCAAAGGUAAAGAUACAGUCAAGUCAAACUAUCGCUAAUGAUAGUCAUUUAAAAAAAUUUAAUGUAUCAUUAAAUAUGUACUAACAUUUUCUCAAAAUACACUUUAAUUUUGCAAAUGGAUGGGCGACUCUUUUAUUCCAUUUAUUUUCUUCCGUUUCUAUUAUAAUAUCACUUUUUAAUAAACAUGUUUUACCAAUCCUUUUCAUAAUUGAGUUACGAUAAAAUUACACCGUCCUCACAUUAUAUUGGGUAUUAAAAUCUUGUAACAGCAGUGGGAGAUUAUGCUAUCCCGCAUAACGCGUGGUCACUAAAUGAUUUUUCAUGUUCCCUAUGAAGAAGCAGAGCAAAUAUCCACAACUGAAUUCCCAUAUAAGCCAGUAGCGGUCUUCGUUUUCUCAUUCAGUCUUAAACAAGCAUUGAGAAUACAUAGUCUUCUAAAAACCGGAUUGCAAUAACAUUCAAUAUGUCCGUAUUGAAUACUUUUUUAGUCAUAGUGGCUUUAAUCUUAUGUUACGUAAAUGAUUUCCCUGUUACUGGGCAUGAAGUUCAACUACCUCCAGGCCAGGAAUGUCAAAUGACCGCAGUCAUUCAUGUUUUAAAACACCGAGGAUGUAAACCUAAAGCAAUUCCGUCGUUUGCUUGCAUUGGAAAAUGCACAAGCUACGUUCAGGUAUCGGGUAGUAAAAUAUGGCAAAUGGAGCGUACCUGCAACUGCUGUCAAGAAUCAGGAGAAAGAGAAGCUACAGUUGUCUUGUUUUGUCCGGAUGCUCAAAAUGAAGAAAAGCGAUUCAGAAAGGUUUCAACGAAAGCUCCGCUUCAAUGCAUGUGUCGUCCUUGCGGAAGUAUAGAAGAGAGUUCCAUUAUUCCUCAGGAAGUUGCUGGAUACUCCGAAGAAGGACCGCUGUAUAACCAUUUCAGGAAGUCUCUUUAAACGCUCUUUUAUUUUUAGAAUAAUAUUUAUUUUGAAAAAUGUUCUGAAAGUGGAUUGUGAUAUUAUGUUGUAAAUAAAAUUGAAGAUAAAUAAAGCUCUUGACCAAAAUAAUGUAUAA
This is a messenger RNA of Bombyx mori (domestic silkworm), 1392 nucleotides long. RefSeq names its product bursicon alpha subunit (gene Burs). Lineage: Eukaryota; Metazoa; Arthropoda; Insecta; Lepidoptera; Bombycidae. The transcript is spliced from 5 exons. The coding region runs from base 807 to 1274 and encodes 155 amino acids. The record is from RefSeq and is a predicted model, not a curated record. Gene Ontology annotation, biological process: animal organ morphogenesis. Gene Ontology annotation, molecular function: BMP binding; receptor ligand activity.